This is a messenger RNA of Glycine soja, 1921 nucleotides long. RefSeq lists its product as uncharacterized. Gene Ontology annotation, molecular function: nucleic acid binding; zinc ion binding. Bases 115 to 1593 code for a protein of 492 amino acids. The record is from RefSeq and is a predicted model, not a curated record. Lineage: Eukaryota; Viridiplantae; Streptophyta; Magnoliopsida; Fabales; Fabaceae. The transcript has 3 exons.
UCCCCAAUACGCGUAUUACCCCAACGCACACCAAACCCAGUUUCAGUUCCAACCCGAAACCGCUCCGCUUCACCCUCCCGGCGUCAAUCCCGCCGCUCUGGAACCCACCCCGUGAUGGAUUAUUCGGGCUACAACUACCAGCAGCAACCACAACAACAUUCCUAUGGCUACAACCCUUCUCAGAUCCAAAUCCAUCCCUACGAUCAAUCAUAUGCCUACCAACAAUACUACACUUACAAUCCCCAAUAUGCAUAUUUUCCCAAUGCAUAUCAAGCCCAAUUUCAAUUCCAACCUGAAUCCACCCUGCUUCACCCUCUUGGCGUCUACCUCAUUGCUCCCGAAUCCACCCUGCUUCACCCUCCUGGUGUCUACCCCAUUGCUCCUGAACCCACCCUGCUUCACCCUCCUGGCAUCUACCCCGUCGCUCCUGAACCCACCCUGUUUCACCCUCCUGGCGUCUACCCCGUCGCUCCCGAACCCGCCUCGACUGGGCCAUCUCAAUACAGAGGUAGGGGUGGCAGGGGUGGUAGACCAUUUAGAGGGGCUGGUCGUGGUCGAGGCCAUGGUAGGGGACAUGGAAUGGGGGGUGGUAGACACAUACCAUCUCAUUCUUCUGGACCUGCUUUUUCUAAUGUGCCAGCUCGAGUGCAACCACCAGUACCACCACGUAAAGUGUGCUGUGAAAUUUGUAAGGUUGAGUGCAAUAGUCCAGAAAUCUUGGAGCAACAUAAGGUUGGGAGGAAACAUCAGAAGAAUAUGAGGGUGCAUGAAGAAUCGCAAAGGCGCAAUGCUAUAAAUGGACAACAAAGUGAGAAAAUUCCUACCUCUCAAUUGAACUUAACAGACCAACCUAAGGAAGUUCAGGAGUCCGAGAAAAAUGAAUGCCCCACAGAAAAUAUGGGCUCGGGGGUUAUAAUCAAUAGUCACAAGGAGGAAAUGCAGCUGCAGAAUAAUGUAGGAAACAUUUCUGAGGUUCCAGCUGAAGUGCCCGAGGGAAAAACCGAGGAUAACUCUGCUGCAAGAGGCCAAGGAUUGAAGCGGAAGAAGAAAGGAGGAAAAGGAGGUAAAUACAUGAGAACUAAUGAUGGUUCUAAGCCAGUGGAACCUGCACAAACUAUGUCUUUUAGAUGUGAGCUGUGUGAUGUUAAAUGUGAGUCACAAGUUGUUUACCAGAGUCAUGUGGCUGGGAAAAAACACCUAUCAAAACUAAGGCGUGCUUCAUCUGGAGUAGGCCAGCACCAGCAGCAAGCUCUGUCUGGGGCACUCUUAGGGCUUCAAGCAAUUUACCCACCUGACAUCAAUGCUCUGUCUAAUGCAAUUAAUGUUCAAGUCCAACAAGGUGAUAAUGAUCCGCAGGUACUUUUGGCUCAGCUCCUAAUGACCGUACUAUCUCAAGCACAGGUUCCAGCAACGGCACCAGUGACAGGUGGCGUGGUCGCUCAGAUACCAGUACCCACAUCUAUGGCUGGACCGAGUUAUGAACCCCAGUUGUUGCAGACAAAUCCUUCUGGGGAAACAAAAACUGAGCUGCCAGGUUCAAGUGUCGGCACCCAAAUUGAAGGUGGAGGUUCUGAAACUAAACAACAGGUGUGAAGUUUCAGAUAGUGCUGGUGGUGCUGACAUCUGCAGCCAAUUAACCUUCAGAAUAUGAAGCUCCCACCAGUUGGUAGGGCCAAAGAAGAUUUAAUUACUCUCUCUCUUUAGUUUUUUUUUUCACUUUUUUAGGCCCGAAGGGUUGUUCAUUAUAUCUGUUGGUAUUUUCUUUUGUCAGAGGGAGAUUUGAAUACUGUAGGAUUUGCUCAUAUGAAUGUUAGAAUGUGUCAGAAACGCUUUAUGUUACUGCAAUGUGCAAAAUACCUUGUUGGGACCGGAUUAGUGAACAUGAAUAUGUUAGGAUAAUGCAGUUUAACAUUUAAGAAAA